Cicer arietinum (chickpea) is the source of this 3916-nucleotide messenger RNA. Lineage: Eukaryota; Viridiplantae; Streptophyta; Magnoliopsida; Fabales; Fabaceae. The record is from RefSeq and is a predicted model, not a curated record.
AACUUGGGCGCGUUGGCGGGAAAGUUAAAUCGCUCUAUCGCUAACCAGUAGCCAGUGAGAAAAACUAGGUUACAGUCGAAUACUCGCUGCAAUUAAAGAUGAAUUAAUUCAUACAAAUAAAAACCAAGGGUUUCGUUCCUUUCUAUUGGCGGUUUCGAGCGGGAACCAAGAAAAUGCCGACGUACAAGAUUAGGGGAAUCGACGUAGAUUUUCCCUACGAAGCCUAUGAUUCCCAACUCGUUUACAUGGACAAAGUCAUGCAAUCGCUUCAGGAGGAAUGUAAUGCACUGUUGGAGAGUCCCACAGGAACUGGAAAAACACUAUGUCUUCUGUGUGCUACCUUAGCCUGGCGGAAGAGUUUGGGUAGUUUUAGAACUGGUUUCACCAUGAAGAAUACCAGUGAUAAGCCAGGAGGUAAAAUGGAGAUUUCAUCAUCACAGUCGGGGGCCUCAGAUUUUCCUACUAUCGUUUAUGCUUCACGCACCCACAGCCAGAUACGUCAAGUUAUUCAAGAGUUGAAACGGACAUCUUACAGACCUAAGAUGACAGUCCUGGGUUCUCGGGAGCAACUUUGCAUUCAUGAUGAAGUGAAGUCACUUCGUGGAAAAACACAAACAAAUGCUUGUCGAUUAGUCUGUCGAAGGCGUAUAAAGCUGCCGAAGCGCCGAUGUAACCAUUUCCAUAAAGUUCUUGAUUAUUUGAGUAAAAAUCCCAAUCUUGGAGAAGAGCCUGUGGAUAUCGAGGAUUUGGUCAAUAUUGGCAGAGCAUCUGGGCCAUGUCCGUAUUAUUUAUCAAAGGAACUCUACAAGGUUGUUGAUAUAAUAUUUGCUCCAUACAACUAUCUUAUUGAUCGAGGGUAUAGAGAUUCUCUGCAACUUUCUUGGAGCAAUAGUGUACUCAUAUUUGAUGAAGCUCACAACCUGGAAGGCAUAUGUGCUGAUGCAGCCUCCUUUGACCUGCCUUCUUGGCUUCUAACAGCCUGUAUUUCUGAGGCUCAAAAUUGUGUUGAUCUUUUAAUUGAAAGAAGAAAUAAAUCAAAUGAUAAGUCACAAAAUCCUGAUGAUUUUGCUAUCCUUAGAGCACUUCUUCUAAAACUUGAAAAGCGCAUUGCUGAGGUGCAUAUUGAAUCUAAGGAGUUGGGGUUUACUAAACCCGGGCCCUAUAUGUUUGAACUGCUUGCUGAUCUUAAUAUCACUCACAAGACUGCUUCUAAGCUUAAGAGUAUAAUAGCUGAAGCUUCAACUCUCAUUGAGGAAAAUAAUCAGGAGAAAUCAACUGGCACCAUCUGCAGAUUGGAUACUAUCAAGGAUAUUCUUGACAUUGUUUUCAGGGAUGGAAGAACUUCUCAUGCUAAAUACUAUCGUGUUCAUGUGAAGGAGGUUGACGCAUGGUCUGCCAAUGGUUCUAAAGGCAAGGCGUCAAGGACACUCAGCUGGUGGUGCUUUAAUCCCGGAAUAGCUUUGGAAGAAUUUGCUAAGUCUGGAGUUAGAUCAGUUAUAUUGACAUCAGGCACAUUAUCCCCUUUGGACUCUUUUGCUGAGGAACUGAAAUUACACUUCCCCGUUCGGCUGGAAAAUCCACAUGUAAUAGGCCCAAAUCAGAUAUGGGCUGGAGUUGUACCAGUUGGUCCUUCAGGACGUACUUUUAACUCCUCUUAUCGCACUCGUGAUACGCCGGAGUACAGGCAGGAGCUUGGAAACGCAAUUGUAAAUUUGGCUCGAAUUGUACCUGAUGGACUUCUUGUAUUCUUCCCAUCUUAUUACCUUUUGGAGCAAUGCAUUGGGUGCUGGAAAAGUUUGAGUAAUGAAAGUUCAACAUCAAUAUGGGAGAGAAUUUGCAAACACAAGAAACCAGUUAUAGAACCAAGGGAAUCUUCACUUUUUGCCUCAUCAAUUAAGGACUACUUAACUAAGCUGAACGACACCACUGAAUCUGGAGCAGUCUUUUUCGCUGUUUGUCGUGGGAAGGUAAGUGAAGGAUUAGAUUUUGCGGACCAUGCUGGUAGAGCUGUGGUAAUUACCGGUUUGCCAUUUGCCACAAGCACUGAUCCUAAGGUUCGUCUAAAACGUGAAUACUUGGAUCAACAAUCUCGGGCACAAGGAGAGUCGUUCAAGGUUUUAACUGGAGAUGAGUGGUAUAACCAACAAGCCUCCCGAGCUGUGAAUCAAGCAGUUGGACGUGUAAUUCGCCAUCGCCAUGACUAUGGAGCAAUUAUUUUCUGUGAUGAAAGGUUUACUCAGCCUCAUCGACAAUCCCAAGUCUCAAAAUGGAUACAACCUCACAUCAAGUGUUACUCAAGAUUUGGAGAAGUUGUUUUUACUCUAACUCGAUUUUUUCGAGAUGGAGGAACACGGGGUCCUACAAAGCUGUCGCUAUUAGAAGCUGAAAAUGGGGGGAAUCUGGGAGAAAUGCCAUCAUCAGAGCACCCCGUGGACAAACUUCACAUGGAAAAACUUCUGUCACCUCUGACUACACCAGUGGCUCCAAAUUGUAUUUUGAAGGCUUCAUCUUCGCUUGAUACGAAAAAGGGCUGUACUUCAUUCAUGAAAGGAAUUCUGCCUGCCAAUCGCUCAUCUUUGUCUUCUGACCAUGGGAUGAUUGUAGGUUGUCACAGUUCAAGAGAUACACAUGAGACAGUUUUACAUAAAAGGAUAACUGUGCUAUCACAAGAACAUGACGGGUUUGAUUUGACUGAUCAACCGGGUGAAAAAUCAAAGAAUAGGCUGAUAGCCCCUUGUUUCACCAAGAAGCGUAGAUUUAUAGCAGGAGAGUAUGACCUAACGCAACAUUUAGGAAAUUCUAAUGAGCAAUCAUCAUCAUCAGCUCUUCAAAGUUCUCAAGGUGAUAUAGAUCUGCAAUGUAAAGAUAAUGUGACCUCUCAAAGUAGAAAUCUUGAGAUUGUUGGACAAAAAGACAAUCUUCCUGCUGAGUCAACUCCUACUGCUGAUGGAACCCAAGGAUUAGCAUUCCUUGCUCAGGUCAGAGAAAAACUCAGUGCUGCAGAAUAUAUAGACUUUGUGGGUUAUAUGAAAGCGCUCAAGACCAAAACAUUGAAGAUUAGCGAAGUUUUACUAAGCAUUUCUAGAUUGUUCUCUGGACCCGAGAGGUUACCUCUUCUUAAAAGGUUCAAGGAUUACAUCCCAGCAAAGUAUCAUUCUUUGUAUGAGCAGUAUGUUGAAGGAAAAGUUAACUGAAAGGGCCCUGAUCGUAACUGUCACUUGAUAAAUUUUUAGCUAAAACUCAGGUGCGCUCUUAGCAUCUCUCCUAUUUUAUGAUUGAAGAUGUGGACAGGAAUGAAUAUUAGUACAUCACACAAGUUCUAACAAUACUAAGAAUGUGGGAAGAGAUGAAGAAAUGUUAAUUAGAGAUUGGUGUUCUCUUUUAUUUGAUAGAGAAAAUGAUCUCAUUAUGUCUGGUUCUGGGCUUUAAUUCAAACAGAUAAUUAUUUGGGAACCUCGUUACAGAAGGUAUGCUUUGUGGCUUAGUGUCACACAAAGCAUAUGUUGGAAAGGGUCUUCCGGAGAUUUGAUGUUGUGAUUGAGACCUGGGUGGAUCAGCAGACCAUAUAUUUAAAAGAUAGACUGGAAAUACUUCAAGAGAAUGGUCACUGGUCAGGGAAUUUCUUUGGCUCCGGCGAGUCAUUAGGGAACGGAACCGUGCUCCUUGGUAUGUUCCCCAGAUUACCGUCCUAUGAUAAUAUAUAUCCAUUUUUAAAGCAAAAUGGUGUGAGAUAUAUUAACAUAUUAUCUCGUGGCAACCGAUUUUGAUGAAGCUUUUGAAUAUCGGAUCAUAAAAAAUGCAAUGUAUUUUGAUCAGAAAUUAUCGAGAUUAUUUAUCUUAUGUUAUUGUAUAUGCAGCCAGUGAACAUUGUAUUGCGCACAGAUUAAAUUAUGUUUUAAGUUUUCAAAUUUCACUC